Messenger RNA from Lampris incognitus (smalleye Pacific opah), 6199 nucleotides. It is a transcript of the gene nampt1, whose product is annotated as nicotinamide phosphoribosyltransferase 1. Gene Ontology annotation, molecular function: nicotinamide phosphoribosyltransferase activity. The transcript is spliced from 11 exons. NCBI's taxonomy places the organism in Eukaryota, Metazoa, Chordata, Actinopteri, Lampriformes, Lampridae. Bases 77 to 1552 code for a protein of 491 amino acids. The record is from RefSeq and is a predicted model, not a curated record. Gene Ontology annotation, biological process: NAD+ biosynthetic process.
GGUUGUUGGGUCUCCCGGCGGCGCGGCAUACAUCACAACGCUGACAGCUGCGACAGACUCGCAACCAAGGGGAAAGAUGGAACACAGAGACGACAGCUUCAACAUAUUGUUAGCGACCGACUCUUACAAGGUAACACAUUACAAGCAGUAUCCCCCCAAUACGAGUAAAGUGUACUCCUAUUUUGAGUGCCGUGAGAAGAGGACAGACACCACCAAAAACAGAAAAGUCAAAUAUGACAAAACUGUCUUCUAUGGCCUACAGUACAUCCUCCACAAAUACCUAAAAGGGAAGGUAGUGACUCCAGAGAAGAUCCAGGAGGCAAAGGAGGUGUACCGAGAACAUUUCCAAGAUGACGUCUUCAAUGAGAAGGGCUGGAACUACAUUCUAGAUAAAUACAGUGGCCACCUUCCCAUAGAGAUCAAGGCAGUACCAGAAGGGAGUGUGAUUCCACGAGGAAAUGUUCUGUUCACGGUGGAGAGCACAGACCCUGAAUGCUACUGGCUCACCAACUGGGUAGAGACUAUCUUGGUGCAGAUCUGGUACCCCAUCACUGUGGCAACCAACUCCAGAGAGCAGAAGAAGAUCCUCGCCAAAUAUCUCCUGGAGACUUCAGGGAAUCUGGAGGGCCUCGAGUACAAGCUGCACGAUUUCGGCUACCGAGGCGUAUCCUCACAAGAGACUGCAGGUAUCGGGGCCUCCGCCCACCUGGUCAACUUCAAGGGCACAGACACAGUAGCUGGCAUUGGAGUCAUCAAAAAGUACUAUGGAACCAAAGACCCUGUGCCAGGUUUCUCCGUACCUGCUGCAGAGCACAGUACCAUCACAGCGUGGGGUAAGGACCAUGAGAAGGAUGCCUUUGAGCACAUUGUCAAGCAGUUCCCCAGCGUCCCUGUGUCUAUAGUGAGCGACAGCUAUGACAUCUACAACGCCUGUGAGAAGAUCUGGGGUGAAGAUCUGCGGGGGCUGAUAGAGAAACGCAGUGCAGAUGCCCCACUGGUAGUCCGGCCGGACUCUGGAAACCCCUUAGAUACAGUCCUGAAGGUUUUGGAGAUCCUUGGUAAGAAGUUCAUACCAGAGGAGAACUCUAAGGGUUAUAUGGUCCUUCCUCCUUACAUCAGAGUUAUACAGGGAGAUGGCGUGGACAUCAACACACUUCAGGAGAUUGUAGAGGGAAUGAAGCAACACAGGUGGUCUAUUGAGAACAUCUCCUUCGGUUCUGGAGGGGCUCUGCUCCAGAAACUGACUCGAGAUCUGCUCAACUGCUCCUUCAAAUGCAGCUAUGUAGUCACUAAUGGAUUGGGGGUGAAUGUGUUCAAAGACCCAGUGGCAGACCCCAACAAGAGGUCAAAGAAAGGUCGUCUGUCACUGCACCGGACACAGAGUGGAGACUAUGUCACCCUGGAAGAAGGCAAAGGAGACCUGGAAGAGUACGGAGCGGACCUUUUACACACCGUGUUCCAGAACGGAAAGAUUGUGAAGACCUAUACGUUUGACGACGUCAGAGACAAUGCCAAACUCAAAGAGAGCGAGCUUGAAGAGCUGCUUCACUGAGUGCUGCACCAUUCUGACCCCCACUGCACCGCCCCCCCAUUCCAAAUGACCCCUGACCUUUCACCUUUUGGCCUCUGACACCACCCCAGCAAAUGGAAGGUAGCGUGCACUGCUAAUAAACCACCCUACCCCUCAAAAAACCCUAACAAAAUAUCUAAAAGUAAGACACCCUUGUAUUCCUAAAAACCCAACAUCCCCUGUAAUGAGCUUCACCCCCAAGAUCUGAGGCACUGUUGGUUACACAGCAGAGCAAGGAGAGUGGAGACGAGGGAAGAUUUGGAAACCCACACACCUGUGACCAACACCAAACCCAAAUCCCCCGCCCCACCUGAGCAACAGACCACCUGGGAGAGAGAGAGAGAGAGAGAGAGAGAGAGAGAGAGAGAGAGAGAGAGAGAGAGAGAGAGAGAGAGAGAGAGAGAGAGAGAGAGAGAGAGAGAGAGAGAGAGAGAGAGAGAGAGAGAGAGAAUGUAAGAGAAAGAGGAAAAGCAAGGGAAAUGUGUAAGAUGUUUUAAUGAUAGAGGUGAUGGGAGUCAUCCAUAGAGAGGGAAGGAGAAUAGAGAAGCUGUAAAUGGAAUUAAGACGAUUAACUCUGUGUUCACACAGCUAGAAAACCCAGUCCCAUUCAGCAGUAGCUUUGCACUGCUAGGUGGGACAUCGGGCAGCGCAGCCACAUGACCACAGAAGUGGCCAAUGUUAUCCGAAAGAUGACUGAAUGAGCCAGUCACAAUUUACGAUAUUCUGAUGCUUAAAAAACAAGAUAAAUGAGUGGUCCCCCAAGUGGCUUGUUUGUCUAGUUGCUAGCGUUGUGAGCACGUGUUGAGACUUUAGUGAGUGAGACCAGGAAAGAAAGUGCAAGAGUAAUAUGAAGAUACAACCACACCAUUGACUGUGCCCCGCAUAUUGUGUACAGAACUGUCUAGAAAACACGUCUAAAUCUACUUUAGUCUUUUUUGUGAAAGAAAUGGUGAUCAUGGUAUACAAUGCAUCCAUAGCAUCAACAGCUCCUUGUUAAUUUUCUUGCCAGAAUGUGGCAUCCGAGGUCACAAAUGCUUAAAAAAAAAGCAAUUAUAUGUAUUACAUUGCAAUGUUGGAUGUCAAUUGUAGUCAUUAAUAUGUAGCAGACUGCACAAAGAUUCAUCUUUCACCAAUUUUAUACAAAAUGAAGUACUUACGGCCCAAAUUGUCAAUAUCAGGAACUAACUGUAUAUUUGAAUGUGGGGGGAAAAAAUUAGCACUCAGUGUCAGCAAGUACUUAAAUUGAAGUACUAGUAAUAAUACUUGGCCAGCAGGAAAUGUUAUUGAUGCAUCUUAGUUGACAGAUGAUCAUCUCACCGCUGUUAUGUUUAGGACAUCAGUUCCCAUAAAUCAUCUAUACUGUAAAGGCCCAAUCUGUGUUCAGCUAUUUACUGAGUCAUCCCACCGUUAAACUACUGCUCCUAAAGUAGAUCUUCAGAGCUUGUCAUUAUGUGAGCACCUCACAAUUUUUAAAUAUAUUUAUAACUCUUAAGAUUUGCUUUUUAAUUUUGACUGGCGGCCUGUCCAGGGUGUCUCCAUGCCUACCACCCAAUGACUGCUGGGAUAGGCUCCAGCAUCCCGCAACCCCACUUGGGAUAAGCGGCUUGGAUAGUGGAUGGAUAUACUUUAUUAAUCCCUGUGGGGAAAUUGUGCUCUGCAUUUAACCCAUCCUAGCUGCCGUGCAACACCCGGGGACCAACUCCAGGUCUUCUCCAAGGGGCACAGACAGGAGUAUAAACCCUAACAUGCAUGUCUUACUGGAGCACCUGAAGAAAACCCACCGCAGACACAGGGAGAACAUACAAACUCCACACAGAGAUGACCUAUGAUGACCCCCCCCCCCCCCAAGGCUGGACAGCGCCACCGUGCCACUUUCAGUUUUGUUUUGUUUUUUGUAAAUUUAAGUCAAUUAAUAAAUUACCCAGCGCUCCCAUAGUGGAAGGAUUACGGCGCAUACCACAUGGCAACAUCACAACCAUCGCCAAUUCAAUUCCAGAUGGCGACCUUUGUUGCCUGUCAUACGCCCCCCCCCCCCUCCUAUUUCCUGUAUACCUCUUCACUGUCGCUGUCUAAUAAAGGUAAAAGAAUGGCAAACAAAUUUUUUUUUCAAAUUGCCCUGGUAUUUUUAGCAACGUUUAAACAGGAAAUUAGUAAAUUGUCUCUUUAUCUCAUUAAACCCAACGGCACAUUAGCAAAUACAAUCGUUUCACCCUAACACCCCCCCCCCAAAAUUUAAAAAAAAAAAAUAAUAAUAAAAUAGAAUCUGGGUUAGGUCUUCAUGGUUGGAAAUGGGAACUGGUUCCUGGUGUAUAAGACCAAGAACUGAUGUAAAGGAGAAGAAAAACACAUCAUGGAAAUAGUCUUCGCAGGAAUGGAGACAAUAUGUGGUUUUAAUUAUGUGUUAAUGAGAGAUCACUAAAUAUGGUUCCUGGCUGGUAUGUUAACUGUUGAUAUUGGUGACUGGUGUGCAUGCACAACAGGGCACUUCGUGUGUGCGUGUGUGCGUGUGUGUAUGUUUGCUGGUUGAGUGUACACUGACGUUUUCUUUUGUUCUUUAAAGGAUUAUAUGGUAUUCUUUUAUGCAAAUGUAUUUUGUGAUUGGGGCAGAGAGCACUCUUCCUUUACUCUGCUGGCCUCUUUCUGAAGAGAGAGAGGGGAUCUUGACAAAAAGGUGGCAAUGUAGAGGUGACACUUCUACAAAUCGGCAGAAUAGUGAGACCCGGGUUCAGAGAAGUAUUGAAAUAUUUAACAGGUAUGUUCCUUCGGGUUGGAAAUGCAGCCAUGUUUUUUUGAGCAACUGCCUUGGUACAAUUGCCCGUCAGAAUUGCCCUCAACAUUGCCUGGCGUUACACUGCCUUAACCCCUGAAAAGCAGGACAACCUCUAACAGUAAUGGCUCGGGUAGAGUGAGGAUGGAGCGUUUACUAGCCAAGCUUGUAUGUAGCUAGCAGUUUGUGUUUGUUUUUCUUUUCAGCCUGAGUCAAAUAAUAAUUACACAUCAUAUGUGACAUACCCAACAGCACCCUUUGACCUACCUGGAGUAAAAGAUGGGUGGGUCUAGUACCAUCUUCUGUGGGUUUCACUUUUUACUGUCGGGUGUAAAUGGAGUCCGUCACGAGUCGAUGAUCUCCCCGUUCAAAACAGCUCUCUUGAGCCUCGGCGCUGCUUCUGAGGGUACGUUGCACUGAGUUGGGCCUUUUUUCUAGAUUAUCUUUCCUUUUGUGUCGGCAGGAGAGCGUGCCAGGGAGCAAGAAGCAGUCGGUGACAUCACAGGAGUUGUACGGCCCAAAACCAGUGAUGGAAUUUGUACGCGUUAUUCAGUGUGCACCGCAACGCUGCCCCCUUUUUAAGAAAUAUAACUUGGCGACAAAGAUGUGAAGAUGCCCUGCAUGGCGGGGGGGGGGGGGGGGAAUAUAGUGCUAUCUCAACACUAUUCCUCUGCAUUGGUUUCACCAGAUUUGAACCUUUAUUUAUGCAGGAAAUGUCUUUGGUGAACACACACGCUCUUUUUUUCGACCACCUCCCUGCUUCAUACAUCCAUCCGGUCACACACACUCACGCCCUCCUGGGAGCUGCCGGGUGUUCACAUGGUUCUGUGAUGUUGGAGCCUGGGCAGCUCCACUGGUGCAAGUCGGUGCUUUGUCCAAAGUAAGUUUAGUAGUUCACUCCCCUGUGCACAUUCCUCCAGCCUGUGCAGAGAUUCAUACCAGUGUUCCCUGAGUCACGAGCCCGCCACUUCGACUGAAUGUUUAUAGUUGGUUAUAGUUGUUUGUUACAGUCACUUCAGCCUCCUUUCUGCAUCUUGUGACAUCAGUGACUCCUCUCUCGUCCUCUUGGCUUAAGACCACAUUACUAAACUCCUGCCCGGCCAGUAGACAACACGACUAAUUAUGUUGCAGAAAUAUUGUCACGAGUUUUUGUUUUUUUUAAUCGCAUUUCCCCCUCGUUACUUCUUCCUACUGAAAUGCACUACAUUUUAAUUUGUGUAGAGUUUAACAUUUUGUUAUUCAGCAGUUGGAAUCUGAGAACAAAGUGCACGUCACAGUUUUUCCCUCUUCUGUUUCAAUUAUGGGGUGCAUUUAAGUACAGUUUUGAUUUUACUAUUUUGAUACUGUCUUGGUUCUUACCUCAGAAAAAAAAACAAAAACAUUAUUUUGUAUUACAAAGGUGAAAAAAAUGCCAGAGAUAUUGCAGUAAAUAUCCCUACUUACAAACAGUGUGGCCAAACUGCCUUCUCAUUUGUACAUACAACAACUUAUUUUACUGAAAGCAGAGAGGGCAGGUUAGGGAGACAAAGAUACUAGAUACUAUUAUUAUUUUUGUCUAAAUGACCAUUUUUGUACCAACAGAAAAAUAUCCAAAACUGCUCGGGUGAACUGGCAGUGUGACUGUUUUUUUGUGAUUGACAAGCUUUGUGCGCGCGCGCGCGUGUGUGUGUGAGUUGUCGUUUGUGUAUGCAUUACGUGCAUCGGAUGAAGAAGUAUGUGAAUACUUUUUUGUUUUUCUUUCUUCAUUGUUGUUGUUUUACAUGUAUGUAUAUGUUGGUUGUCCCAUAUUCUCUCCCAACACAACUGAUAUUUUAACUAACAUAACUGUUGCUAUAUUGUCAACAAUACAUUGAUUAAAGAUA